CCUUCUCUCUAAUACAAGGAACUAUAUAAAGAGUGAAAAGGUCUGAGACACUUUCCACUACUGCUCAGCAGCUCAGCUUGACUGUGAUGUCAACAUGCUUCUUCACGGUAACUUCCCAGUGCUGAUCUUUGCGCUGACUCUUCUUGGUCAAGUUCAUACAGGAAAAGUCUUUGGCGGCCAUGAAGCUGUGCCACAUAGCAGGCCGUACAUGGCCCUUAUGGAGGUAACUAAUGACAAUCACUCAAAGCAGUGUGAUGGAUUCCUUCUGAAUGAAGAUUUUGUGAUGACUGCAGCCCAUUGCCAGGCCAAAUCGUACAAAAUUCUCCUUGGGGUUCACAAUUUCUUUAAACAGACCGACGUUCAAACCUUGACUGCAGGACAAGCAUUUCCACAUGAGAAAUACAAUGCAACCACUUUCCAAAAUGACAUCAUGUUACUUAAGCUGACCUCCAAGGCAAAGUUCACCACUAGUGUAAAACCAAUUGCUCUCGCAGACAAGGACGAUAUCACUUUACCAACAUCAUGUUUAGUCUCCGGCUGGGGACAAACAAACAGGGAGAAUAACCUUAAUUCAUAUGUACUGAUGGAAGUCAAUGUAACACUGAUCCACAACAAGAUAAGCAAUGAGAACAACGUGUACUGCUCUGAGGGUGAUCAUGGACCAGGAGGGGGAGACUCUGGUGGUCCAUUAGUCUGCAGUGAUGGAAAGGCAUAUGGGGUGGUGUCUGCAGGUAAACAAUCACGUCCCUACGUCUAUAAGUAUACCAAGAUACCUGACAACAGGGAGUGGAUCGAUAACAUUAUGAAAUAUAACUGAAGGACCUACGAGGCAACAUUUUACACUGAUUAGAUCUUGAUAUUUGUUUUUCUGCAACUGAAAUUAUGGUGGAAAAACUAAUUUGAUUACUGAGAUGUAAUGCGGUUGGCUGAAGUUCACAAAGCAACAUGUUUUGUUUUUUUUAAACUGUACUGCCUUUUAUGUUUGUGCUUUAUGCUUUUUAACAUCAGGUAACAAACAUUAAUAUGCAAUGGCUUUAGAAAUAGAAAACAUAUUUCAACUGAAUACUGCUUGAAAGAUGUGGUUAGAUUUGGUCCAGCUGUUAAUGAACAGACUUAAAAUAAAUGACUCCUUCGUGUAUCUAAAUUGGAAAUAAAAGAAUAGCAUUUUUUGUCUGCAGUUAAGUGUUGUUCUCUAUUUGAAUAAAUGUGCACAUGACAUUUU
Molecule: messenger RNA, 1222 nt
Organism: Melanotaenia boesemani (Boeseman's rainbowfish)
Lineage: Eukaryota; Metazoa; Chordata; Actinopteri; Atheriniformes; Melanotaeniidae
Product: granzyme B-like
Exons: 5
Coding region: 95-817 (240 amino acids)
Biological process (GO): proteolysis
Molecular function (GO): serine-type endopeptidase activity
Source: RefSeq, a predicted model, not a curated record